Molecule: messenger RNA, 363 nt
Organism: Melampsora larici-populina 98AG31
Lineage: Eukaryota; Fungi; Basidiomycota; Pucciniomycetes; Pucciniales; Melampsoraceae
Exons: 2
Coding region: 1-363 (120 amino acids)
Biological process (GO): translation
Cellular component (GO): cytosolic large ribosomal subunit; ribosome
Molecular function (GO): structural constituent of ribosome; RNA binding
Source: RefSeq, a predicted model, not a curated record
AUGACCUGUGGAGUUCAUGUGAAUUUAAAAGGACCUGAGAUGUGGAAUUUCAUCGAUGUCUUGGUGACCUUUGUCUUACCUAGAUUAAAAGAUUAUAAUGGAUUCAAAUUACCUCCCUAUGAUGUACAUCAACGGUAUACUUCGAUGGUCAGUGGAACCGUUCAACUUGGUUUACCUUCUAGUGGAAUGGGUCUAUGGCCUGGCAUUGAAGAAAGUUUAGAAAAUUGGCCUAGGAAAUAUGGAAUGAAUCUUCAUUUUGUGACGAAUGCUACCGGUCCUGGUGCAUCUGAUAAAGCUCGUGCUCUUAUGAGUGGGUUUAGGAUUCCAUUUGUUAGACCAGCAGAUGCUAAAUUAAAAAGUUGA